Molecule: messenger RNA, 1268 nt
Organism: Rhinichthys klamathensis goyatoka
Lineage: Eukaryota; Metazoa; Chordata; Actinopteri; Cypriniformes; Leuciscidae
Product: 5-hydroxytryptamine receptor 3A-like
Exons: 10
Coding region: 27-1268 (413 amino acids)
Biological process (GO): nervous system process; monoatomic ion transmembrane transport; chemical synaptic transmission
Cellular component (GO): neuron projection; synapse; membrane
Molecular function (GO): extracellular ligand-gated monoatomic ion channel activity; neurotransmitter receptor activity; transmembrane signaling receptor activity
Source: RefSeq, a predicted model, not a curated record
CACUUGGAAUUUUUCCACUAUUGAACAUGCACCUGCACUGGCUAAUAGUUUUUCUUGUCUUAACGGGGCAGGAGUCUGAUGCUGAAAACUGCAAUGAUACAGAAACAGCUAAAGCUAAAAAAAGACUUUUUGAUCGUCUCAGCCUGAACGAGAAUUACUCUCAGAAUACUAGAAUGUGGCCCUUGACGUUCCAUGACGACCCCUUAGAUGUCAAGUACUUCGACCCUGCCACCAUUUUUGUGGACAUAUAUGUGACCUCCAUCACAAAUGUGAAUGAAAAAGCCCAGAGCAUCUCGACACAGGUCAAAAUGAUAACUGGUUGGCCAAAUUCCAAUAUGACGUGGACUCCUGGCCAAUAUUGUGGAAUCAAAUCAUAUGCAGCCCCUAAAAAUAUGUUUUGGACACCAGACAUUUGUAUAAUGGAAAGCAUCAAGACAGAUUUUGGAACAAAGGAGUCUCCAUAUGUGCAGUUGCGCAGUGAAGGAUUUACAGUAUCAACUGAUGUUUUAGCUCUGACCACGGCCUGCAAGAUGGAUCUCUACAGGUUUCCCUUCGACACCCAAAUCUGCAACAUAACACUUCAGUCUACAGUGUAUUCAGAUCAGGAGAUUAUACUUGAUACAUUAUCUGAUGCAGAGUGGGCGACCUUCAAGUCGAAGGAGGUCUUUCAGGCCCAGGGAGAGUGGGAUUUCAUUAGUAUAAAUAGUACUAGUUCUACCAUUGGUGAUGAUAUUGGAGAGUCUGAAAUAAAUCAGCUGAUAUAUCAGAUCACGAUAAAAAGGAGACCUCUACUGUAUGUAAUAAACAUUAUAAUACCUGUAUUUUUCUUCCUUGUGCUGGAUGUGAUCGCCUCCUUCAUUGACACAAGUGGAGCAGACAAAGUGAGCUUUAAAGUGACUUUACUGCUGUCUAUUUCUGUGAUGUUACUGAUUCUUUAUAGCACACUUCCCUCUACGGCUGAAAACAUCCCUCUGAUUGCGAGUUACUGCUGUGCGGUUUUCUGUCUAAUUGGCAUUGGCAUCCUGGAAACCUUCCUUGUGAAUUGUCUGAUGGCUAGAGGAGCUGAGAAGAGAUCAGCGGAAACAACAUCUACUGUUAGUGGCCGAGAUGACGGUGAAAGAGACCAGAAGAGCCCUCCAGACUCAGUUAGAGAUCAGAAUGAAGAGUCUUUUACCCUAAACCGCCUGAAGCAGAUCCUCACUGAGUGUUGGGCUGUAACUCCACCAAACCAACGAAAGAAGCUGUCCUGGACCAGAGUGAUGAUAUAG